CCUCACAGAACUACUCUCCUCAAAUGAGCUAUGACCACUCCAAAUCCAGCGGCCCACCUGUUCCUGGCCCAAUGGGUCCUAUGGGUCCCCGUGGUCCCCCUGGACCUCCCGGCUCCUCUGGUCCUCAGGGUUUCACUGGACCCCCUGGAGAGCCCGGUGAGCCCGGAGCUGCUGGUCCCAUGGGCUCCCGCGGUCCUUCAGGCCCCCCUGGAAAGAACGGAGAUGAUGGUGAGCCCGGCAAAGCUGGACGCCCCGGUGAGCGUGGAGCUGCUGGCCCUCAGGGUGCCCGCGGAUUCCCCGGAACCCCUGGACUCCCCGGCAUCAAGGGACACAGAGGUUUCAGCGGUCUUGAUGGAGCCAAGGGAGACUCUGGACCCGCUGGCCCCAAGGGAGAGCCUGGUACCUCCGGUGAGAACGGUCUGCCCGGCGCCAUGGGCGCUCGUGGUCUUCCUGGUGAGAGAGGCCGCCCUGGACCUCCUGGCCCCUCUGGUGCUCGUGGUAAUGAUGGCAACAGUGGUCCUGCUGGUCCUCCCGGACCUACCGGAUCUGCUGGCCCCCCUGGAUUCCCCGGUGGUGCUGGUGCUAAGGGAGAGACUGGACCUCAGGGAGGACGUGGAUCCGAGGGACCCCAGGGAGCCCGUGGUGAGCCUGGUAACCCCGGACCUGCUGGACCCGCCGGACCUGCUGGCAACCCUGGUACUGAUGGUGCCCCUGGCGCUAAGGGUGCUCCUGGUGCUGCUGGUAUUGCUGGUGCUCCUGGUUUCCCCGGCUCUCGUGGUCCUGCUGGAGCUCAGGGAGCUGUUGGUGCUCCUGGUCCCAAGGGUAACAGUGGUGAUCACGGAGCCCCCGGACCUAAGGGAGAGCCUGGUGCCAAGGGAGAGCCUGGCCCCGCUGGAGUGCAGGGACUUCCCGGCCCCUCUGGUGAGGAAGGCAAGAGAGGACCUCGUGGAGAGCCCGGUGGUGCUGGACCCCGUGGACCCCCUGGAGAGCGUGGUGCCCCUGGUGCUCGUGGUUUCCCUGGUGCUGAUGGAGGUGCUGGUGGCAAGGGUGCCCCUGGUGAGCGUGGUUCCCCCGGCCCAGCUGGAGCUCAGGGAGCUACUGGCGAGUCUGGAAGCUCUGGUGCUCCUGGCGCUCCCGGAUCCAAGGGUGUGACUGGUAGCCCUGGAAGCCCUGGCCCCGACGGCAAAGCUGGACCUGCUGGUGCUCCUGGACAAGAUGGCCGCCCUGGACCUGCUGGCCCCGCUGGAGCCAGAGGACAGCCUGGAGUUAUGGGAUUCCCCGGACCCAAGGGAGCCGCUGGUGAGUCUGGCAAGCCCGGAGAGAGAGGUGCCUCUGGUCCCGCUGGCGCUGUUGGUGCCCCUGGCAAAGAUGGUGAUGUUGGUGCUCCUGGACCUUCUGGUGCUGCUGGACCUGCUGGAGAGAAGGGAGAGCAGGGACCAGCUGGUCCUCCCGGAUUCCAGGGUCUUCCCGGACCCCAAGGUUCUACUGGUGAGACUGGCAAGCCUGGUGAGCAGGGUUCUCCUGGUGAGGCAGGACCUCCUGGCCCAUCUGGACCAAGAGGCGACAGAGGAUUCCCCGGUGAGCGCGGUGCUCCUGGCGCUGGAGGCCCCACUGGACCCCGUGGUGCUACUGGCCCCGCUGGAAACGAUGGACCUAAGGGAGAGCCCGGUGCCGCUGGUGCCCCUGGUGGUGUUGGAGCCCCCGGUAUGCAGGGAAUGCCCGGUGAGCGUGGAGCUUCUGGUCUCCCCGGUGCCAAGGGAGAGAGAGGUGAUGCUGGUAGCAAGGGAGGUGAUGGUGCCCCUGGCAAAGAUGGCGUGCGUGGUCUGACUGGUGCUAUUGGAGUCCCUGGACCUCCCGGUGCUCAGGGUGAGAAGGGUGAGCCCGGCUCUGUUGGAGUUGCUGGACCCACUGGACCUCGUGGUGCCCCUGGUGAGCGCGGAGAGACUGGACCUUCCGGACCUGCUGGAUUUGCUGGACCUCCUGGUGCUGAUGGUCAGCCUGGUGCUAAGGGAGAGACUGGUGACACUGGACCCAAGGGAGACGCUGGUGCUCCUGGACCUUCUGGACCCGUUGGAUCUUCUGGACCUCAGGGACCCGCUGGUCCUCCUGGACCCAAAGGUGCUCGUGGUGGUGCUGGAUCUCCUGGUGCUACUGGUUUCCCCGGACCUGCUGGUAGAGUCGGACCCCCUGGCCCCUCCGGAGCCUCUGGACCUCCUGGACCCCUCGGACCUGUUGGCAAAGAUGGACAGAGAGGAGCUCGUGGUGAGACUGGCCCUGCUGGUCGCCCUGGUGAGGCUGGUGCUGUUGGAUCCCCCGGACCUGGUGGAGAGAAGGGAUCUCCCGGCUCUGAUGGUGCUCCUGGUGCCCCAGGUAUCCCCGGACCCCAGGGUAUUGCUGGACAGCGUGGUAUUGUAGGUCUCCCUGGACAGCGUGGAGAGCGUGGUUUUUCUGGUCUGCCCGGACCUUCUGGUGAGCCUGGAAAGCAGGGACCCUCUGGACUUGUUGGUGAGCGUGGAGCCCCUGGACCUGCUGGACCCCCCGGACUGUCUGGUCCACCUGGAGAGGCUGGUCGUGAGGGAUCUGCCGGUCAUGAUGGUGCACCUGGUCGCGAUGGAUCUCCUGGCCCCAAGGGAGACCGCGGUGAAUCUGGUUUGGCUGGACCCCCUGGACCUCCUGGCACUCCUGGACAUCCCGGAGCUGUUGGCCCCUCUGGCAAGACUGGUGACCGUGGAGAGACUGGCCCCGCUGGUCCUGCCGGUCCUUCUGGCCCUGCUGGUGUCCGUGGACCUGCUGGCCCUGCUGGCGCCAAGGGAGACAGAGGAGAGGCUGGUGAGGCUGGAGAGAGAGGACACAAGGGACACAGAGGAUUCACUGGCAUGCAGGGUCUGCCCGGACCUGCUGGAUCUCAUGGAGAGAGAGGACCCGCCGGUGCUUCUGGACCUGCUGGACCUAGAGGACCUGCUGGAUCUAGCGGCGCCCCUGGUAAGGAUGGCAUGAACGGUCUGCCCGGACCCAUCGGACCCCCUGGACCUCGUGGUCGCAGUGGAGAGAUGGGACCUGCUGGUCCCCCUGGACCUCCCGGACCCGCUGGACCUCCCGGACCUCCCGGCAGCGGCUUUGACUUCGUCAGCCAGCCCAUCCAGGAGAAGGCCCCCGAUCCCCUGCGUGGAGGACACUACCGUGCUGACGACCCUAAUGCCGUGCGCGAUCGCGACAUGGAGGUUGACACCACCCUGAAGACCCUGACCCAGAGAGUGGAGAAUAUCCGCAGCCCCGACGGUACCCAGAAGAGCCCCGCCCGCAUGUGCCGUGACCUGAGGAUGUGCCACCCUGAGUGGAAGAGCGGCAUGUACUGGGUUGACCCCAACCAGGGAUCUCCUCUGGACGCCGUCAAGGUCUUCUGCAACAUGGAGACUGGUGAGACUUGCAUCCACCCCAGUGAGUCCAGCAUUCCCAUGAAGAAUUGGUACCGCAGCAAGAACGUCAGAGAGAAGAAGCACGUCUGGUUCAGCGAGUCCAUGACUGGUGGAUUCCAGUUCCAGUAUGGCACCGAUGGAGCUGAUUCCGAGGAUGUCAGCAUCCAGAUGACCUUCAUGCGCCUGAUGUCCAACCAGGCCUCUCAGAACGUCACAUACCACUGCAAGAACAGCAUCGCCUACAUGGACUCCGCCACCGGCAACCUGAAGAAGGCUCUGCUUCUCCAGGGCUCCAACGACGUCGAGAUCAGAGCCGAGGGCAACAGCCGCUUCACAUACAGCGUCAGUGAGGAUGGCUGCACGUCACACACUGGCACAUGGGGCAAGACAGUCAUCGACUACAAGACAACAAAAACAUCCCGCCUGCCCAUCAUUGACAUUGCUCCUAUGGAUGUUGGUGCCCCUGAUCAGGAAUUUGGCGUCGAAGUUGGCCCCGUUUGCUUCUUGUAAAAAUGAAAGAAAUAUGGACAUGACAUUGUUGUUUUUUUUUCUAGCAGUCAUCUCUAAAUCUUUUUUUCUAUGCAUUCAAAACUCAUUCGGCUGCCAUUGGUCCACAUGCUUAAAACCACUCUACUGAAGACGGUGUUUUUUUUUCAAUCAUGAGAAGUCUCUGGGACUGCUACUUCAAACCCCGAAAAACCACCCGCAAGGACACUUUAAAAAGAAUCUUUUGUUUCCACUGGCAACAAGAAAAUAAUAUAUACUUGUGUAAAAUUUCCCCCUGGAGAUUGAGAAAAAAAAAAAAAAAGAAAGAAAGAUCUGCACAUGCAAUGAAACACAGGUGACUUUUGCCAUUUUCUACCACUGCAGAAGGACAUUGAAAACAACAAGAGAUAUGUACCAUUUUUCUGGUGUUAAAUAAAUUGUAAAAAGUGUGAAGUGUCUUCUUGGUCUAAAUUCACACCUGAACAUCGGUCAGACAGAGCAAAGACCAGCGAAUGAGCAGGACAAAGAAGCUCACCUUCAUUGCAAUAUCUAGAUGGCUACCUCAUAACAAGAAGUCACAACCAUUUUUUUUUCUCAAAUGAAAAGGGUACAUUAUACACAACAACAAGUCGAUUGGGGGAAAAUUAAAAACAUUCCAAGGUGCUAUUACCAACUCAAUGAGGUCCUGUCAUACUGUACUUAUUGCCACUCAUGCCUGCAGAACCUUUGGUGCUACUAAAUUGACUCUUGUUGUCUGUGCAGUGCAAUUGUUUUCUUCUUAAGUGUUGGUUUUGAUAACAGAGGUCCUCUGAAAAGGUGAUCACUGCAGAUGUUAAUGCAUGCAAUCAUGUCUUUGUAGAUAAAAACAAGUGACUCUGGUUUCAGUUCAGUAUUGAUCCUUCUGUCUGUUUGCCUCCCCUGCCCCCCUUCCCUCCUGUGGAAAACUCCUCUUCACUAAAAAAAGAAAAAGAAAGAAAUAACAGCACACAUCUCCCAUCCUGUUGUCUAUGUUGUUUUGUUGUUGAAGAGUUUCUUAAAAAAGAAUUUGAAGCAGACCCACUUUCAUGGUUUAAAAGAGAGAUUCUGUACUUAUUUUGUACAUGUAUAAUAAAUCAAGAUGUUUUUAAUUAUUUUGGGUGCUGAAAUAAAGCAUGUGAAGUGGUCUACUCA
Messenger RNA from Mugil cephalus (flathead mullet), 5072 nucleotides. It is a transcript of the gene col1a1b, whose product is annotated as collagen, type I, alpha 1b. The coding region runs from base 24 to 3926 and encodes 1300 amino acids. The record is from RefSeq and is a predicted model, not a curated record. Gene Ontology annotation, molecular function: extracellular matrix structural constituent. Lineage: Eukaryota; Metazoa; Chordata; Actinopteri; Mugiliformes; Mugilidae. The transcript has 46 exons.